AUGCGGUACAAUGUGCCGAGUUCUCUGUACAAUUAUACUGCUGUGGACUGGCGCGGGGUCAGUCCGACUGGGAAUCUGUCCACCUGCGAAGGACGGGUCAUCCCCUCGUCCUACAAAUUACUGUUAGAUCACCUUGGGUUGAAAAUUUUAUGGUUCAAAGACAACGAGCAGGUAAGUGUGUCAAACACGUCAGAUGGUCGCAUUACGAUUACUGAGGACGUUGUGAAUGUUCCAGACAACAUAAGCCAUUUAUGCUUUCCCAGCUGUCCCAGCUUUCCCAAGAGCACGUCGCAUUUCAUCUCUAUCUUGUCAAUUCGCAACGUUGAAAAGUCAGACUAUGGUGUGUACAACUGUAAACUUGUCAUCAACAAUGAUGCAGAUUUGAAGAUGGAUAAAAAGGCACAUACUUACAGUAUCGACUCAUUCACUCUAAAAGGCCCCGAUGAUCCUACUUGGCCUAGUGCAUUAUACCCCAAGCUGAACAAUAAGUGCAAAACCGCAGUGACAUGCCAUGUUACUUGCUUUGGUUGCUGCACAUGUGAUACGGGCUUGUGUGAAAUGAUGCUGUUGAAAGACAACAAGAUGGUCGCUUCAACCAGCUCAGUCGUAGCAGAUGGCUACAUAUUCAAAUCGUCCUUUAAAUUAUCUAUCAAUGGCAUUGAAGAUUUCGGAGAUUACCAUUGUGUACUGAAGCAGCAUGCGGUUGACUGUUUCGAUGGGUCAAUGUUUGAGAACUUCCAAGUGGGAGAGUCUUUCCAUCUGGGUCGUCCUGAGGUGGAGAAAAAUAAGUAA
Branchiostoma belcheri (Belcher's lancelet) is the source of this 792-nucleotide messenger RNA. RefSeq lists its product as uncharacterized. The transcript has 7 exons. NCBI's taxonomy places the organism in Eukaryota, Metazoa, Chordata, Leptocardii, Amphioxiformes, Branchiostomatidae. The record is from RefSeq and is a predicted model, not a curated record. The coding region runs from base 1 to 792 and encodes 263 amino acids.